This is a messenger RNA of Oryza sativa Japonica Group (Japanese rice), 1933 nucleotides long. RefSeq lists its product as uncharacterized. NCBI's taxonomy places the organism in Eukaryota, Viridiplantae, Streptophyta, Magnoliopsida, Poales, Poaceae. Gene Ontology annotation, molecular function: protein binding. The record is from RefSeq and is a predicted model, not a curated record.
UUUCUCUCCCCCUCGCCUCCGCGUCGCCGCCUUCAAAAAUACUAAUAAAAAAGAAAAAAAACGCAAAAAGAAAAGGGAGGGUAGGAGAGAAAAAAAAAAAAAAGAAAAAAACUUCCCGAAUUCCCCAUCCUCCUCCGCGCCGCCUCGCCGGAAUUCGCCUCGAGGUCCGGCUAAUCGAAGCGGCGGUUGAUUUCUAGGUCGGAUCGGGGGGGCGUCGGGAGAAUGGACGAGUUCGAGCUGGAGGAUAACCUAGAGUUACUCCUCCAGAGCAUCCAGGAGCUCAUCGAGGACCAGGGGGAGAACAACCCCUUCGGCGCGGCCAACCACGACGAGCUCAUCGCUAGCCUCCUCCACAACAACCAGGAGAAUCCGCUGACUGAUGUGUCCGUGGAGGACGUUAGGGAUGGGAAGGACAUGCAGGGGAUCCCCUGGGAGAAGAUUGUGUUCCGGAGGGAUCAGUAUCGGGAGAUGAAGAUGAAGAAUUACAGGAAUUAUCAGAACCUGAGUUAUGCCCGGGAGGAAGCUCUGAAGGACUGCAAGAAAGUUGAAAAGGAUAGUCCUUACUACGAUUUCCAGUACAAUACAAGGCGUGCUCGCCCAUCAAUUGUACAUUUUCAGUUAAGGAAUCUGGUCUGGGCAACAACCAAGCAUGAUGUUUACACGGUGCACAACCAAUCAGUGACACAUUGGUCAUCAUUGGACCAGACAAGUACUGAGCUAAUCAAUGCGGAUGACUGCAUUAUACCAAAACAGAGAGGGCAUGGUUCACAGUCCGUUGCAAUGGUCCAGGUCACAACUAUGGCUGUAGAUGAUAGUUUAUUGGUAAUUGGUGGUUUUCAGGGGGAGCUUAUAUGCAAGCGCCUGGAAGAUGAUGGAGUUCUUUUCAGCACAAGAGUUACAGAUGAUGAGAAUGCUAUUACCAACUCUUUGGAGAUAUAUCAGGAUCCCACUGGAUCUAGACGGUUGGUGGCUGCUAACAAUGACUGCUCUGUCAGAAUUUUUGACAUUGAGUACUUUGAUUUGCUGAAGCACUAUGUCUUCCCAUGGUCUGUGAAUAGCGUUUCGGUGAGCCCAAAAGGGGGACUGUUUGCUGUCCUUGGGGACCAUGAGGAUGGCUUGGUAGUGGAUCCCAAGUGUGGCAAGGCAAUCGGUGCACUUAAGGGUCACUUGGAUUACUCUUUCGCAUCUGCCUGGCAUCCUGAUGGCAAUAUCUUGGCUACCGGCAGUCAAGAUACAACCUGUCGGCUGUGGGACAUUAGAAACCUAUCAGAGUCUGUGGCUGUACUUGGCGGAAGGAUGGGCUCGAUACGUUGCAUCAAGUUCUCUUCAGACGGGCGGUUCUUGGCUACUGCAGAACCUGUGGAUUUCGUCCAUAUCUACGAUUCAUAUGCAGACUAUGGCAGAUCUCACGAGAUUGACUUGUUUGGAGAGAUUGCUGGAUUGUCAUUCAGCCCAGACGCCGAGGCCUUGUACGUUGGCAUAGCAGAUCCAACAUACGGUGGCCUCAUAGAGUUCAACAGGAGGCACCAACAUCAUUAUUUGAACUGCAUGUGGUGAUGCCAUUUGUUAAGCGAAAUGUGCGUCUUUGCUGAGCUUAGCAGUCCUCCGAUUAUGUGCUGCAUAACUUGCACAACUUGUGGAAGGCGCACUAAUAGUGAAAAGCUCAUUAAAGAAAUUUUGCUGCUUUAGUUUUUAGCUGCAGCACCUGAAGCUCAUGAAUGGCCCCGAACUGUAAAAUUCUGUCCCUUUUGUCUAAAAUGUCACUUAGGAACUGAUGGAGGUAGAUAUAUAUGUAUAGCCGUCCUAUUUCAUUUUUCUCCAAAUCGAUGUACAUAUAGUUGUGGUAUCCCGGUUCUUUGCAACGCAACGAGCAUUGGCAACAAAAUAGCAAGGAUAAAUUAUGCCAGAAGUGGAUGGUUCGGCACAUCCGGAA